UACUUGCUAUUUUUGGCGUACAAACAUGUGUAUGGUGGUUUGAAGUGUGGGAGGUAUUGCUUCGAAUAUUUUUGUGUACAAAAGUUGUUGGAUAUACGUGUCUUUGUGUUUGUGUUACAUCUGAAAGGAAACAAUGCCACAGGGUAAAUUAAAGGUCAAAGCUAAAGUGCCAGAGGGCUCAAAAACGAAGAAGAAGGCUGGGAAAGGGCGUGGAGUUACAAAGCGCACAACUAAGUCAGUGACACCAAAAAAGCAAAAGCAACAGGAAGCUCAGAAACUGAAGAAAGCAAUCACAAAGACAGUAAAUCAGGCCAUGGAAGAAGAGCUGAGGGCUCAAGCUCUUGAUGGGAAGAAGUCUCUUCUUUCAAAGAAAAAGGCUGCCGCUACCCCAGCAAAAUCACCAGCCAAGCCGAAAAGAGGGAAGAAGAAAUAGAAGAUACAACAACAAAUUAAAGGAUUUUCAGAUUUAGAGCCAUUUUUUUUUAAAAAAAAGGAAAUAUGUUCUUUAAGAUUGGCAUAAUGUAAUUCUUAAGUAUUUAGUUUGAGCUGAGUUAUUUUAAUCAUAGGACAAGUGUCAGGCAGUGUGAUCUUCAGAUUUAAGUCCAAAUAUGUCAGAGGUUGUUUGGUGAGACUUCUUACACAAACUGUUACAUCGAUUGCAAUUUUAUACCCAAGUAAAACACGGACUUUUCCAAUAUUGUGUGCAAUAUAAAGGUUCUCUGAUAAAUUCGGCAGUUGUGUGGUAUGUUUGCUGAAAAGAACUUUCAUUUCCUUCUCUGUUUAAUAAUUGCAGACGAUUACCAAGAGUUUAUUACAAUGUGAACGUUCACAGCACUCGCAAUAGCUACAACAUUGUAAGUUGUGGUUGCCAGGUAACCUGGGACAUUACUCCAGCAUUUGCUGUAUAAGCUUUCACAUAUUGUAUGCUUUCUGAAUGAAGUGUUGGCAGUGACAGCUGAAAUGGAUGUUAAUUUCAUGUGUGUCAUUUGAUUUGAAGUUUAGUGUCGUCCCAUUUGACUACAUUUUUAGGAGCUCUGACAAAAAUUGCAUUUUGUGUUUAACAAAUGGGAUAUUGGUGUGACAAUAGGAGUAAAGGUAUUUUAGUUUCAAAUUACACUCCAUACCUAGAGAUCAGAACUAAAUAAAGUUUAUUGUACCAGUGCUGUUAGAAGUGAUCAGUAUUUAGUGGAGUAGUCCACUAUACUUUUUCACUCUGUACUUUUUGUGCUACUGUGUUGGUAUAUUUUAUGAAGGCCUUGUAAAGAAAAAUAUUAAAAGUCCAUGUGCUAUUGAAAUCACUAUUUGCUAUGUGAAUCCAAAAUUUUGGGAAUAAUGUAUCGUGCAAUAAUGUGAAAAUAAUAUGCAGUGCUCAUUGGAAGCAGAAUUUUGACUUAAUUCGACCACGUCAUUGACAGGAAGCACAAAGUACAGGAUAAGAGAAAAAGUUUAUUUGAAGAAGAAACGUAUCCAGGAAUGCAUUUCUGUUGCAUGUGCAAGUCUAUUUUACAUAGAAGCCUUUCUGAUUGAAGGUACUUCAUUGUAAUGUAUAACUAGUAAUAUUAUUUUAGAUCACCAACAAAAAGACGAUAGUUUCUGUUGUCUUUGACAGAUUUUUUUCUUUCAGUUGUUUCAUUGACUUGCUAUGUUUUCGUUGUUGUUGUGCUGAGUCCAGAAAACACAAAAGGUACAAGAUAAUUUAAUCACUAGUCGCACUGCUGCUUCGAAAGAUUCUUUUGAUGCUCUUAUUUAUUUAUUGUGCAGGACCUCUUUGGAAUCAAAGUCUGCAUAACUACAAAAUACAUUGUAACAAUCAGCUAUGUUUCUAAUAGCAAGAUGCAUUGAAAAAAAAAUAAUUGUGAUAGAUAGAGGGACCAAGUACAACUGAUACUUCAGAAAGUAUGUGAAUUAGGAGAAAAAGUUGAGUGUUUUAGAGGCUGAGUAAAACACAUUCAUCUCUCCACCUGCCCUUCCUAUAACAACGUGAUUGAAAUGUAUUAGUUAAAUAUUCAAUGGUAUGGGUGAUCCAGUCAUUUGGAUUUUUUUAUGUAAAUGGUACAUUUCAACCAAAAUUGAAAUUGAGCUGUUAUAAAUGGUGCAGGGUGGAUUGUAGUGCUCCGCUCCUUUGGGCUGCUGUUUUACUAUAAUAUGUGUGUUUUAUGAUACCUUUAAGAUAUUGUAGAUCGUACUGCCAUGUGCAGAACAUUAUGACUCAAUAUUUGCCUUGUACUUCAAUCAGUAUGUUAAUUAUUUUCGUUUUAUAAGGCUUAAUCACUUACUAAAGCCUUUCUGAAAAUCAUCCUGGUCAGAAAGCAGAUAACACACUGGACUCCUGCUACGUAGAUGUUGAAUUCUCACUGCAAGUGUUCAUCAGAUGUAUUAACAAUAUGCACAGGUUAAGGCAAAAUUACUGUAAAUUGACACAUUUCAGAAAAUUUAUUUUGCUUAUAUUUUUACUGUUUUCUUUUGUAACAGCUUAGCACAGUUACACCAUACUGUAAUCCACUUUUUAUCCCCAUCUUAUUCAACGAGGUUAAACUGGUUUGCACACUUCUACAAUGUGCUCUAUUUUAUUUGGAAAUUACAUGUAUAGUUAUGGUAGAGAGUGUACCAUAAAUGAUUUUCAUGUACAACUGCACUAAGAAUAUCCACACUACAGUUAUAACUGCAUUCGUAUUGAUAGCUAAAUUUUACAUAUUUGUGUAUCGCAGGCAAAACACUAUUAAAUGAGUUAUCUGAGCAAGCUUCAUACCCCAACAUACAUCUUUAAUGUAACAGAGCUUCAGUCCACUUCAAAGUUUUAAUUUGCUGGGUGAAUAACCAUUGAACACUAAUAGUGAGAGUAGUCGUUCAAUCCAGAAAUUUUGUUGGUAGCUGUGAUGUGGCUGGCAUAGUGCUUGGUGUCCACAAUGGUGCUGGGCAUAUACCACUGUACCUGAAUAUCUCAUAAUUGUAUAUAAAGGCUUAUGACAUUGCAGAAUUGAAUUUGCUCUACUGAGCUGGUGGCUCUUAAUUACUUUAAGAAAUCUUUUUCUUGAUGAGAAAAAGAAAAUGUCCAAAAAUUAUUGUAGAGCACUUCUAAUAGCACUGGUAGUAGGUACUAUUUUUCAAAGAGGCGUAAAAGAAUAUUUCAGAAUACUAAUAUGAAACAUAAUUAAUUAAAAUGUUAUUGCCAGUUUUUAUAAAUGUUAUGGUUAAGUGUUAUUCAGAUAAUUUAAUCAUAUAAUUAAAUGCAUUGCUGUUAAUGAUGAACGUUUAAACAGAGUACAAAUAAUUCAGGAGAUGAUGUAAAAGUGCAAAAGAAAAGGUAUAUUAUUUGUAUAGAAUUCAUUGUCUGACUGAUUAAUCUGCAAUCUGCACUUCACUGUAUAAUUGUAAUGUUUUAACACAAAUAAACUUUUCUUUGGAAAA
This is a messenger RNA of Schistocerca americana (American grasshopper), 3408 nucleotides long. RefSeq lists its product as uncharacterized. The transcript is spliced from 2 exons. The record is from RefSeq and is a predicted model, not a curated record. Lineage: Eukaryota; Metazoa; Arthropoda; Insecta; Orthoptera; Acrididae. Bases 134 to 433 code for a protein of 99 amino acids.